GCUGAGCUGUUGGAGCUUGCCGGCGCCGCCUACAAACUACUGAUACCCAUAUACGAGCACAUGAGAGCCUUCGACUUUCUCCAUGUGGCCUACGGACACUUGAGUGAGGUCUACCGGGACGUUAUCAAUGUGGUAGGUAGAUUACAUGGACAGCCGGUGAGCUAUAGUCGCCUAUAA
Messenger RNA from Sphaeroforma arctica JP610, 177 nucleotides. RefSeq lists its product as hypothetical. The transcript has a single exon. The record is from RefSeq and is a predicted model, not a curated record. Lineage: Eukaryota; Ichthyosporea; Ichthyophonida. The annotation marks the transcript as partial.